Molecule: messenger RNA, 1043 nt
Organism: Silurus meridionalis
Lineage: Eukaryota; Metazoa; Chordata; Actinopteri; Siluriformes; Siluridae
Gene: gtf2f2b
Product: general transcription factor IIF, polypeptide 2b
Exons: 8
Coding region: 116-886 (256 amino acids)
Biological process (GO): transcription by RNA polymerase II; transcription initiation at RNA polymerase II promoter
Cellular component (GO): transcription factor TFIIF complex
Source: RefSeq, a predicted model, not a curated record
CGCAUGAGCCUGAAUCAUUGCUAUAUAAUCAACUUUACCCCGAGUGACCACCGGGUUUGUUUUUUUAUUAGAGCACACAUUUCCUCGUUAGACAAUAUCCAAGGCUGCAGCAGCCAUGACUGAUAAGGGCCGCGACGUCGAUUUAACCAGAGCCAAACAAAACACUGGCGUUUGGCUAGUGAAGAUUCCUAAAUAUUUGGCCCAACAGUGGGGAAAAGCAUCUGGACGAGGAGAAGUUGGCAAACUAAAAAUAACUAAACAACAAGGAAAAACAAUGGUGUCAUUCAAUCUGAAUGAAGAGCUAAGUGUGGUUGAACAUUCAGGAGAGAAGGCCAUGUCAGUGCGAGCACCCAGAGAGCAUCCAUUCACUAUGCAGGCUGUGGGGGGUCAGACCCUGGCCGUCUUCACAGAGAACUCCUCAGACCAGGUUACACUUGAAGGCAUGGUGGUACAACGUGCUGAAUGCAGACCUGCAGUCAGUGAGAGCUACAUGAAGUUAAAGAAACUACAGAUUGAGGAAUCCAUGAAGCCACUCCGGCUGUCUCAGCAGCUGGAGAAAGCAAUUACCACCAAUUACAAACCUGUAUCUAAUCACACCUACAAUGUGGAAUAUGAGAAGAAAAAGAAAGAAGAAGGCAAGAGAGCCAGAGCUGACAAACAGAAAGUACUGGACAUGCUCUUCUCUGCUUUCGAGAAACACCAGUAUUACAACAUUAAGGAUUUGGUGGAGAUCACCAAGCAACCUGUGAUUUACCUGAAAGAAAUUCUGCGGGAGAUUGGAGUUUACAAUCCCAGAGGACCUCACAAAAGCACCUGGGAGCUGAAACAAGAGUAUCGACACUACCAGGAGGGAGAAAACGAAGAAGAAGAAGAAAAGAUGGUUUAAUAUAUUCAAUGACAUGGCUGUAUUUAUACAAUAAUGAGAAUUUAUUACUAAUUUCUUGUCAGUUAAUUGACUAACGUUGGAAAAUUGGAAUAUUUCUUUUGUUUGUGUGAAAUGAGAGGGCCUCAACAGAAAUCGAAAUAAAUGUGUCUAUGCGUAA